Messenger RNA from Acanthosepion pharaonis, 603 nucleotides. The record is from the annotation of a GenBank genome assembly. Lineage: Eukaryota; Metazoa; Mollusca; Cephalopoda; Sepiida; Sepiidae.
AUGCUUCAAUGCCAUCAUCAGAGCAAGAAGAUCGCACUGAAGCGCAAAACUGACAGUCACCAUGCACUACUGAUUCCUGUGACCAUUUUGUAUCUAUCUAUCUAUCUAUCUAUCUAUCUAUCUAUCUAUCUAUCUAUCUAUCUGUUCUGUUGUACAUAUAAAUCAACUUAUCUCUCAAGCUAUCUAUCUAUCUAUCUAUCUAUCUAUCUAUCUAUCUAUCUAUCUGCUGGCACUAAGUCUGUUUAUUUCUAUUAUGUCCGUUUCUCUGCCUCUCUCUGCCUCUCUCUCUCUCUCUCUCUCUCUCUCUCUUUUAUCUUUGAUGAAACGAAGCGGGGCGGGGGAAGAAGGAAAUGGAGAAAAAAACUCUCUUUCUACCCACCUCUCUCUCUCUCUUUCCACGUCUCUCUCUUUCCACCUCACUCUCUUUCCACCUAUCUCUCUUUCCACCUCACUCUCUUUCUACCUCUUUCUCUUUCCACUUCUCUCUCUUUCCACCUCUCUCUCUCUUUCUAUCUCUCUCUCUUUCCACUUCUCUCUCUUUCCACCUCUCUCUCUUUCCACUUCUCUCUCUUUCCACCUCUCUCUCUUUCCACCAUUCCGUGA